Messenger RNA from Podarcis muralis (Common wall lizard), 2867 nucleotides. It is a transcript of the gene ATP6AP2, whose product is annotated as ATPase H+ transporting accessory protein 2. Gene Ontology annotation, cellular component: membrane; external side of plasma membrane. Gene Ontology annotation, molecular function: signaling receptor activity. The record is from RefSeq and is a predicted model, not a curated record. Lineage: Eukaryota; Metazoa; Chordata; Lepidosauria; Squamata; Lacertidae. Gene Ontology annotation, biological process: positive regulation of Wnt signaling pathway.
CGGGGCAUAGUCGGGUCGCGAGACCGGCUGGUUCAUACUUCCUCUUCUGCUUUUCUCUGGAACGCGGCGGAGGGAGCAGCAGUGAUGGGGGUCCAGAUGGCUCUUUGGCUGGUGUCAGCCCUUGUGGCAGGUAUUUCUGCCAAUGAGUUCAGUGUAUUAAGAUAUCCUGAAUCCAUUGUUUUCCGUGAAGGAAGUUGGCCAAUACCCGGCGAGCGAAUUCCAGAUGUGGCAGCGCUUUCCAUGGGCUUCUCUAUUGAGGAAGAUCUCUCUUGGCCGGGGCUAGCAGUUGGAGAUCUCUUCCGGCGUCCUCGAGCUACAGUUCUAGUCACAGUGACAGGGAUAGACAAACUAACGUUGCCUAAAAACGGCAUAUCUUACCCAGUUGAGAAUGCGGUUCCUUUUAGCUUGGAUGGUGUUGCAAAUGCAAUUCACACCUUAUUUUCUGAAGAAACCCCUGUCGUGGUACAGCUAGCUCCUAGUGAAGAGAGAGUGUACAUGGUGGGAAAGGCCAACUCUGUAUUUGAGGAUCUUUCUGUCACACUGCGGCAGCUUCGGAACAGAUUGUUCCAGGAAAAUUCCAUCCUAGCUUCCCUUCCGCUCAACUCACUGAGCAGAAACAAUGAGGUUGACCUGCUCUUCCUGUCAGAAUUGCAAGUUUUGCAUGAUAUCACAAGCUUGCUAUCCAGGCACAAACAUCUGGCCAAAGAUCAUUCACCAGAUCUGUAUUCUCUAGAGCUCUCUGGGUUGGAAGAAAUUGGCAAACGUUAUGGGGAAGAUUCACAACAAUUCAAGGAUGCCUCUCAGAUUCUUGCAGACUCCUUACAAAAGUUUGCAGACGAGAUGUACAACCUCUAUGGUGGGAAUGCAGUGGUUGAGGUAGUGACCGUGAAGACAUUUGACACGCCCUUUGUGAGGAAGUCCCGAUCCAUUCUGCAGUCUACACAGCCCAAAGAUGAAAAUCCAUAUAAUUUAGGAUAUGAAUACAACUUUAACUAUGCUGUGGUCUUCAACAUAGUCUUCUGGAUGAUGAUAGCCCUUACCAUAGCUGUGAUAGUCAUCUCCUACAACCUCUGGAAUAUGGAUCCAGGCUACGACAGCAUCAUUUAUAGGAUGACGAACCAGAAGAUUAGGAUGGAUUAAGGUUUAGAGUCAGGUUUUAAAGGCGUAAGGUUUUUCCAGGGCUUUGGCCCGGUUCAGUAUGGACUCUCUUGGUUUUCUUCAGCAGUGCAAUGUGGAGUAUCCCCUUGUGUUUUCCUUUAGGAUAUAUUUAAAAGGCUAGCAGUGGGCAUAGUCAGCUUGCAGAGCUGAAGCUGUACACUGCUGUUAAAUCAUGAGCAAUUGCUUAUUGACACUAUGUGAAAAUGAUUCCAUUUUGUGGCUGUGCAAUAUGCAUUGAGUUCUACAUAUGCUCCUCUGUACUGUUGUGACUAAACGUGUGAAAUGACUGCACUGAACGUAUGCUAGUAAAUUGCUUUGUUUAAAUUCUUUGCACUGGUGAUUUAGGAUGUUACCUUGAGACUCUGUUGUAGAUUAUGAAUUAAAUUUGUUGUGAAUGUAAAUACUUUAAAUUGCCGUCUUUAGACAUCUAGUCCUGUUUACAGUGGAACUUCUAUUCUGCACCUCCUGCUUUGUGUGUACAACUUGUAAGGCACCCUACAAAUUUUGUUCAGAUUGAACAUUUGUUUAAAGAUGUACAGGAGUUUGAACAAGGAAGAAAAUACAUGUGACUAUAACAGAGAACAUUAGAAUUUGCAGGAUUUUGUAAUUAAAUGUCAUGGAUUGUGUCAGAGGUUGAAAACAAGGGUUGGUUUAGUGCAACUGCAAUGACUGCAAAUCUGUAAAUACAGCCUAUUCUUAUUCAUAUUGGGAACAAAAACAAUACAGCAGCUCAACACAUAACAGUAGAAACAUAAGCAAUAUGCAAACAAGAAAGCAACGCUGCCAUUCACGAACUACUAGAUGAAUACAAAAACUCCACACUGCCACCCUUCUUCCUAACCCCCCCCCAAAAGCGUUCACAUUGGCCUGGUGCUUUUUAUCCCUCUUAACCUCCUGAGUUAAUCACCAGUGCAAGACAGAGUGGAGAGGUGUGAUUUUUGUGGCCGCCCUUGGUGGGGGCCAACCUACUGGCUGUAAAUCAGUGGGGAGGGGGUCCAGGAUCUUCUGGGUUGGUCCUCCUAUCAAGGAGAGCAGCUUUAAAUUGAUUUAUUACAGUCAAAGACAAGAAAUGCAGACAUAUACAGCAGUAGAGAACAUGUAAAUAUGAAUAAAUUUAAACUCUAUAAGCUAGAACACGAUAAAAAAUAGAUAUAAAACAAUUGAAAUAUGUAGGUUAAAACCUUAACCGCCAAUUUAAAAUACAUGUGUUAAGACAUUGGCCAUUAAAUUCAUUCAGCUUGUCACCUUAAUUUUAUAGCAGCAGCACAGAAUUUAGCCACUUUCCUCUAUUAGAUAUUUGAAGUAGUGGUCAUCAGAUCUGCUUGGGAUUCACUGCAUGCUUGGAGUGAUAAAUAUAGAACAUAUGUCCCUAUAAUAAUGACAGUAUUGUAGGACAUGAGUAACAGCUUCAACUUCCUUCAAACCACAUGGGCAUAUUCUCUCUGAAUAUGUUUUACCUUCAAAUCAGCUUGCAGUAAUGCAGAUGGUAGGACAUUGAGCCUGGCAAGGGUAAACGAUCAUCUAAAUUUGGGUUUUUCUAGCUUGGAUAAAUACCUCGCUGGAGUAAACCCCCUCCCAUUACCUUUAAUUUCUAGAUACCUGGCCAUUUCAUGCACAUGGCAUUUCAAAUCAGCAUCCGCAAGAUUCAUUGCUUAAUUGUGGAUUUGGUUUUCUCAUAUCCACAGGGCAUAGCUGUCAACAUUUCCCUU